UAAUUGUAACUUUUGAACAACUUUCUCUCCCUAUAUAAAUCAGUAUGUAGCAAAGGAUUUUUCAUCCAUUGAGCCGAAUAGAUAAAAGAGUUUCAGAGCUAUAAAAGAAAGAUGAGUGCAUGGUUAGGUGCAAGAGAGCUAUCAAUUGAAUGGGCGGACAAUCCUGAGCAUUGGACUUGGAACUACAAUCACAACUCUAGUACGGAGGUAGCUGAGCUUCUCAAUGUUUGUUGGCUCGACAUUCGAGGAAAGAUAGACACACGACGACUCACUCAAAAGACAAGUUAUUCGGCGUAUUUAGUGUUCAAGUUAACAGAUAAUCAUCGUGAACUUGAAAAAGCAAUUGCAUCAGUAAGAUUUGUGAAGGAAAAAGCAGAGGGAACUGAUGAAGAGGGCUACACUGUUUUCCUCUCUAAGCCAAAAGGAGAAGGAGAAAAUGGCAUAUUCCCACACCUACGAAGUGAUGAUUGGAUGGAAAUAAAGCUUGGUGAAUUUUUCAACAACUUUGGUGAAGAUGGUGAAGUGGAAAUGAGAUUGAUGGAGAUCAAAAAUCCUAAUUGGAAAUGUGGCAUUAUUGUUAAGGGCAUCGAUAUUCGUCCAAAUUAAAUAGAGUCCUGUCCUGAUCUCUAUGUUUAAGUAGUGCUACCAUUUUCGAUGUGGUUCUCUACUCGUUGUUUCCGUUUUGUUUGUCUUUUAAUUUGUCGUUUAUGGCUUCUUUUCAUCAAGUCUCUCUAUGUCGUGUAAGAGUGAUGAAGCUUGAAUAGUGCAUGUCUUUGUGUGUUUUCCACCCAAUUUCGAAUUCAAAAUAAGAGUUUUCAUGGCUUCUA
Lycium barbarum (goji berry) is the source of this 827-nucleotide messenger RNA. Its product is annotated as F-box protein PP2-B10-like. The transcript is spliced from 3 exons. The record is from RefSeq and is a predicted model, not a curated record. The coding region runs from base 112 to 606 and encodes 164 amino acids. NCBI's taxonomy places the organism in Eukaryota, Viridiplantae, Streptophyta, Magnoliopsida, Solanales, Solanaceae.